AAUCAAAUCGGUGCCUCCAGCCGGUAGCUGAGGUUUGCAUAUCUGUUGUCUCUUCGAGUUUAUGAUGUUUGACUUUGUUUGUAAACUAUUCGGCUAUCUGGUGUAGUUUAUGUUGUGGGUUGUUAUGAAAGAAUGUGUCAGAUUUCUAGGUUAAAAAGAAAAAUAGCAUUCGUUGCUUGUUCUCUGUAAAAUGGCACAACCCCUUAGCACAGCAAUGGAAAGCCUUACGGCUGCGAUGAAUAGCAGCAUUGUUCCUAGUCAAGAGUAUCUGUUACAAGGUAGCGUGCUAGAUUCAGCUGUAGAAGUGUUGCUACACCGUCUCAGAGGACUUUGUGACAACGUCGACUCUGGCCCAGAACAGUUCCAUGAUCAUGAGAUGUGCUUCAGUAUUCGUGGAACAAGUGCUCAGCCAUUACUGUUGAGAGUUCGACGGGCCCUGGAUUAUCCUGAUAUGCCAUUUCAAUUACGUUACAUUGGUCAACCUGAAAUAGAUAAAUCAAGACCCACAAUUGUGAGAAAUAGCAUAGAUAUAGGCACAAGCUCAUCUGUGGUUGAAUUUCUAACUGAACUGGGCUGUAGAAUGGAUUUUGAGUACAUUGUGAGAGGUUAUAUGUUCCGGAAAGGUCGCAUGAAAAUCACUGUAUCCAAAAUAUUUAAGGUUGGACAAGGCAAGACGUUAGAAAGUGUAGAACCUAUGUCACAAUCAUAUCUUGUAGAGCUUAGUGUUUUGGCUCCUGCUGGACAAGAAGCCAUUGCAGAAGAUAUGCGGAGUUUUGCUGAACAGUUACGGCCCCUUGUUCAGCUUGAGAAACUGGAUUACAAAAGACUACAGCAUUUACCAUGAAGUGGUUUACUUUUGGUUACAGUGUUAUCACAGAGAGGAUACCUUGACAAAGCAGCUGCCAUCUUCUCGUGGUUGCUGGCUGUUGAAUUAAAGAUUGCGGCAUGUGGCACACGGUAGCUCUGCCUAAAAUGCAGAAGACAAUAUUGCAGUUUUAUGACAUCCAUGAACUCUUGUGUCAAGCAAAUGAAAGUACACUGAAAUAAAUAAACAUUGUAAAUAUUGGCAAUUUACCUGUUGUUGCUCAGGUAGAAAAGAUACCAGUGUUAUCAGCUCUAAUUUGUUAUGAUACUUUUUGCAGAAAUAAAUUCCUGUAUCUGAACCACUUCCACA
Schistocerca cancellata (South American locust) is the source of this 1174-nucleotide messenger RNA. It is a transcript of the gene MED18, whose product is annotated as mediator of RNA polymerase II transcription subunit 18. The record is from RefSeq and is a predicted model, not a curated record. Lineage: Eukaryota; Metazoa; Arthropoda; Insecta; Orthoptera; Acrididae. Gene Ontology annotation, biological process: regulation of transcription by RNA polymerase II; termination of RNA polymerase II transcription. Gene Ontology annotation, cellular component: mediator complex; core mediator complex. Bases 191 to 844 code for a protein of 217 amino acids. Gene Ontology annotation, molecular function: transcription coregulator activity. The transcript has 6 exons.